AUGUCAGGCCUUCGGAGACGCAUCUUCGGCACCUCGACUUCUGCAGACUCGCCCUCCCUCACACCCGAACACUCGCGAGAAGGCACACCGACAUCCGAAGAGGUCCGCGUCGUGUCGGCAAAGAAACUCCAGAAACUCACCGCGCAACACAAGGCCAAGGGCACAAAGAGACGGAAUGCCUGGAUCUUUGGCCUGGGAGGCCUGUUUGGUAUUCUCGUUGCCGGCUUCUUUGCGUCCAGCAAUGAUGUCUUUGACAUGCAGGCCCUGAGGGACAUGAACCUUGACUCUAUCCUCGAUGUGCUGCCUGCUGGUUUGAUCAAGGAUGCCCAUGAACUCCAGAGGUCAUGUAGCUUACGUGUUUGUGCCGUGUGUAGANAGAGCCAACGGGACGCCAUUGCAUACGAUUCCUUUGCAGUCGGUCUGCAUGCCCAAUCUCAAGGCAUAACAGCCAAACACCCCGUCAUCAUGAUCCCCGGCGUCAUCUCCACCGGUCUCGAGAGCUGGGGCACCGAAGAGCCAUCGCGACAAUAUUUCAGAAAGAGGUUGUGGGGUAGUUGGAGUAUGAUGCGCGCUCUGGUUCUGGACAAGGCUGGCUGGAAGAGACACAUCAUGUUGGACAAGGAAACUGGAUUGGACCCACCAGGUGUCAAGCUGAGGGCUGCUCAAGGUUUCGAUGCGACCGAUUUCUUCAUUACUGGAUACUGGAUCUGGAACAAGAUCUUGGAAAACCUUGCUACCAUCGGCUAUGAUCCUACCAACGCGUUCACUGCUGCCUAUGAUUGGAGAAUGAGCUAUAUGAAUUAUGAAGUCCGUGACCAGUACUUCACUCGCCUGAAGCAUCACAUCGAGACGGCCACCAAGAUAUCUGAUAAGAAGGUUGUCUUGCUCAGCCACAGUAUGGGCUCUCAAGUCCUAUACUACUUCUUCCACUGGGUCGAAGCAGAAGGUUAUGGCAAUGGCGGUGAAUUGUGGGUUGACGACCACAUUGACUCGUGGAUCAACAUCUCGGGGUGCAUGCUCGGAACCCCCAAGGGCUUGCCUGCAGUGCUGUCCGGUGAGAUGAAAGAUACCGCCCAACUCAACGCUUUUGCCGUCUACGGUUUGGACAAGUUCUUGAGCCGCAAUGAAAGAGCAGAAAUGUUCCGCGCCAUGCCUGGCAUCUCCAGUAUGCUUCCCAUCGGUGGUGACGCCAUUUGGGGAAAUGAACACGGCGCACCCGACGACCGCCCUGAUCAGAACGUCACCUAUGGCAAAUUCCUCAGCUUCCGCCAUCUCAACUCGACCCAAUUGCCCAAGAAAAACUUGACCGUCGAGGAGUCCCGAGCAUACCUCUUCAACAGUACAGAAAACUGGUACUCUGAUGCCGUACUUUCCUCUUACUCUUUUGGCAUCGCCCACACCAGAAAGGAAGUAGAAGCCAACCAAAAGAUUCCUCGCAAAUGGUCCAACNCCCUUGAGACCCGUCUCCCCAAGGCCCCAAACAUGAAAAUCUACUGCUUCUAUGGCAUUGGCAAGGAGACCGAGCGCGCAUACUAUUACCGCGAAGAUAACGAACCCGGCAGCAAAAACGACGUCAUGAUUGAUACGCAAGCCUCGUUCCUGAACCCCGACCAUGAUCAUGUGGCCGACAGAGGUGUGGUUAUGGGUGAAGGAGAUGGUACUGUCAAUUUGCUGAGCACAGGAUAUAUGUGCAACAAGGGUUGGAGAAUGAGGAGGUAUAAUCCUUCCGGUAUCAAAGUCACGACAUAUGAGAUGCCUCACGAGCCUGAUCGUUUCUCACCUCGUGGUGGGCCUAACACUGCUGACGAUGCCGAUANNGGUGACCAUGUUGAUAUCCUUGGUCGUGCUUCGCUUAACGAUCUGAUCUUGAGAAUUGCAGGUGGCAAAGGCGACGACAUCAAAGAGACUAUUCACAGCAACAUUACUCAGUAUGCUGAGAAGGUCAAGAUCUGGGAUGAUUGA
Messenger RNA from Aureobasidium uvarum, 1962 nucleotides. The record is from the annotation of a GenBank genome assembly. NCBI's taxonomy places the organism in Eukaryota, Fungi, Ascomycota, Dothideomycetes, Dothideales, Saccotheciaceae.